UGCCUUCAGUGGAAGGAUUAAGCGCUUGAGCUGGUCCUUAUCCUGACAGCAUCCAGCCAGACACGCACAUCCGACAUCACCCCGCAUCUAUCCAUCCAUAUCGUCGAAAUCAACCGGAUCCACCAGCGCGUUUCAUCCCGUGCCAGCUCGCCGUCAGUGGACCGCACCGGUCCACACCCCCCGGACCGGACCGGUGUGUUUUCGAACCACGAGCUUGUGAUGACUCAGUAGUGAAUGGAGAGCAUGUGAUGUAUUUCCAGCUUGCUGUACUCACACAUCAGGAAAUACAGCAGAUCAGUUCUCAUUGGUCCUGAUGGUUGUGAGGGCCCGCCUUCACCACCUCUCAACCAAUCCGCACAAGCGAGAUGUGACAUCCAAUCACACACUGCGAUUUCUGCAUUCUGGAGCUUUUAGGACACAAGCCACACCCAGUUAGAUGGAGGAGAGAGAGCGGAGCAGGAGUCGAUCUCCGCGGAGGGUGGGUCGGGUGGAGCAAGUGGUAGGGAAAUGGCUGCGCCGCUCCCGGGACUCGCUCAGCAGAGAGCGUAUUCUGGGGGGCAGGAGGGCACGCUCCAGAGAAGCUGGACAGCAGAACUUCCCAGUGAAGGUGACAGUGGAGGUGAUCAGAGAUGAUGUACUGGACUCCCAUGGUUUUACUCUCUCUGCACAGCACCCCCUGCUGGUCAGGGAUGUCACUCCAGGAGGUCCAGCAGAUGGUCAGCUCUUACCUGGAGAUCAGAUCCUGAAAGUGAACAAUAACACCAUGGAGGAUCUUUCCCCAGAAAAUGCAGAACAAAUGAUUAGGGAGUGCCAGGACUCUGUAACCAUGACAAUCCUCAGGAACAUGUCGAAUCCUAAGUCUUCAUUCAUCACAGCAGAGAAGAGAGCUCGCCUGAGAAGAAACCCCGUUAAAGUGCGCUUCGCAGAAGAGGUGGUUGUCAACGGACACACUCAGGGAAACUCUCUUCUUUUUCUGGCCAACGUUCUGAAGGUUUACCUGGAGAACGGCCAGACCAAAGCCUUCAAAUUUCACAAGACCACUACUGUCAAGGAUAUUGUGUUGACUCUGAAAGAGAAGCUGUCCAUUCGCUCAAUUGAGCAUUUCUCACUGGUGCUGGAACAGCAAUAUAACAACACCAAACUACUGUUACUGCAUGAGGAAGAGCUCAUACAGAAGGUGGUGCAGAAGAAGGAUUCCCAUGACUACAGGUGUCUGUUUAGAGUCUGUUUCAUUCCCAGAGACCCAGUGGACCUCAUGCAGGAUGACCCAGCGGCCUUUGAGUACCUCUUCCAACAGAGUGUGGGAGAUGUGUUACAGGAACGUUACGCCGUUGAGAUGAAGUGCAACACGGCGCUGAGACUAGCCGCUCUGCACAUGCAUGAGAAACUGGCGAGCUGCGGACAGACCACAAGAGCAUCUGUGAAGGCUGUUGUUAAAGAGUUUGGUUUAGAGAGUUUCAUCUCUCCCACACUACUGAGGAACAUGAGAGAGAAAGACCUGCGCAAAGCUCUGAACCACCACAUGAAGAAGAUCCAGUCACUGCUGGAACCACGACAGAAGGUUAUCUCUGUGUCUCAGGCCCGGUUGGCUUAUCUGACCCAGAUGGCAGAACUGAUGUCAUACAGCGGGAGGAGCUACAAUGCCACCAUGCUGCUGCAGGACAGAGAGUCGUUGGUGAGUUUGCUGGUGGGAGCAAGAUACGGGAUCAGCCAGAUCCUAAACCACCAGCUCAACAUGAUUUCCACCAUUAUAGACUUCCACUACAUCACCAGAAUAGAGGUGCUGGCAGAGUCUGACAGAGUCAGCAUGGUCAAGAUUUACCUACAGGACAUCCAGCCUAUGGCUUUAUUAAUGGAAUCCGUAGCAGCUAAAGAUUUGGCCUGUCUGCUGGCUGGAUACUGCAAAUUGCUGGUGGAUCCCAACAUCAACGUGUUCCGCUGGAGACCGAGACCUAAAAUGCGACGCAUUCUGGUGGAGGAAGGGUAUAUUUCUCGAUGUGGCAGUGAUUCAGAAGACAGUUCAGAAGAUGACUACGCCAUGGAGAGUCUGCUGGAUACUCAGCUGUCAGAGGACACCAUGUCUAAUCAAACCAACGAUGGCACAGAAGAAGGAGAGGAAGCAGAGGGGAAAACUGAAGCCGAGGCAGAGAGGGUGAAAGUGAUUGUAACGCAUCCCUUUUUAGAGGAUGAAGGAAGCGAGGCUGGCAAGAGCGAGUCUGUCAGGGAUGAGGGUUUCACAGCGACAAUGGAUGCCCUUUUGGAGACGGGCUGGUACACCGACCCAAGAGUCAACAGCAGUUUCUCUAGCUUGUCUAGUAACUCGUUGAAUGCGCUGGAGGAGAGUAUCAAAGCGGCCAUUGGUGAUCUUGGCCAAAUGGAUGACCCUCAGGAAGGUAAGCCCAGUUCUGGGACCUCAAGUCUGGAUGUCCAUCACCCAUACCUGCUGGAGGUGCCUGAGCGUUUAGAUCAAAAGUACAGUUUAAACAAAUCUGUGCGACUUUCUGACCUGUCCUAUGAUAAUCACUCAGGUCUACGCUACACUGACCUCUCCCAAAUGUCUGACAGCUUGCCAAGUUUGCCUGCGGCCAGUGAUGAUGCGUUGAGUGACGAGGAAGAGGAUGACAAAAAAGGAGAGAGUGGGAAAGAUGGUCGCAUUUCCAGCAUGUCCGCAGAAUUUGAGGCUGUGUUAGCCUCUUGUAGCACCAACAGCAUAAAUGCUAAACUAGCAGGUGUGAAUUUUCAGGCACUCUUCGCCAGGAUUCACAACUAUCCAGCAUGUCGACAAGAGGGAAACACCUUUCCACAUAACCAGACAGAUGCAAAUGAAGUGAAACAACAGGGACCAUCUUCAAAGAUUAGAGCACAGGCUGGGCUGAGGAAAACAGUGCCCUCAAAUGUCCUUGAAAAAGCUAAAGACACUAGAGAUAGUGGUUCAGAAUCUGAGGAGGAAUUUUUUGAUGCUCAAGAUCGAUUUACCCCUCCCACCACAGAGCAACACCCCACAGAGAAUGGUUCCGAUUUGAAGAACAUCCAAACUCCUCUUAGUGAUAUUGAGAUUAGUGUGGAGGAUCAUACAAAGGAUCAUGAAUAUAAAGACAGCAGAAGAAAGGAAAAGAUAGUGGAGAGUACCUCACUUGAUAAAGAUACCCCCAAUGAGAAACCUUCACUUGCUAACCAUAUCACCCAUAGUGGGUCUAAAAACACUGAAUUGGAGGUUCAUCAGCCUUCAGUUAUUUUGCCUCCCACACCUACACCUGUGGAGCCUAAGCUUUUCUCUGCUAACCACACCUCGGUUCAGCAAGCCCAGCACUGCAAUGGGGACAUCCCUGGCCGAAAUGCUCAUCUUUCAUCACAGCUUCUGGAGAUGGAGCCAGACACUAUGGAGUUCAAACCAGUCACUGGGCCUGAACCAUCACUGUCUUCGUCACUAAUAACAGCAGUACGCCAAGCAACACUUUCACAGACCUUAGUAGACCCAGAGACUCAAAAUGGACCCAGACAACAAAAUGGAAUAUCUGACCAUACCCCAGUCUGUGUGGAAAAAAAGACUCCUCCAAAUCAUGUGCAUCCAGAAGGACUUGAUACUCAAGACAUUAAGCCAACUCAGAAAGAGCCAACAAAUUCCAAAGGAAAGACUGAACCUGAGAAAAUAAAAGCAGACAGCAAUGGUUCUCUACAAUCUCUUGAAAGUAGAAAACCAGAAAAUAAACCACCCAAGCUACAAACAAAGCCCCCAAUACCCCCCAAGCCUGCAACCAUUAUUUUUCAACCAUCCUCAAUUACAGUUGAUGCCCCGGUACAAAAACCUGAGGCCAAGAAAAAUGUUCCCCCCAAUGGACUUUCCCUACACCCCUGGUCUCAGAGAAAUGGUACAACCCCACCCACUACACUAAGUAAGGGUGUCUCUCUUAGUCAUGAAAACCUAAGGACCGAACUGAAGGCUGAAAGCUCUACAGUCAAAGUAUCGAGUGCAUCAAACACGCCUACCCCUUCGCCCUUACCUUCUCCAUCUGUUCAGUCCAUAAGCACUCUUCCUGAAGAUCUAGCUCAAACUGGGACAAGUUUCCUCAACAGAAAAGGUUCGUCUGGACGUCUGUCUGCCACAGUCUUGCGUGGAAAAAUUCAGGAUAUGCCAUGGUACCUCACCCGUUCCCAAGAGAUCUUGGGGACAGUAGCACUUAGCAACACUAUGUCAUCAACAGGCAACAAAGCAACCAAUGGAACAGAUGGAAAUCAUGAAUCCAAGAAAGUAUCCCCCAAGGCCACUUCAGUGCCAUCUUUGAUUGACCGCAAAGAAAAAUAUGCUGAAGUUGUCAUUGUGAAGCUCAAAGAUGGACCAGAAGAAGCGACUCAAAUUCCUGUGAAGGACACCAAUGGGAAACCACCAGCAUCAUCAAGCCAUCCUGACCUGAGGCAAAAAUUUUCUACAGAAGCCACUGAUUUGCACAGGCAUUUUGGAACCUGCAAGUCUGAACAGCCUCAGUCACAGAAAGGCAACCUAACAGAGAUUAGACUUGAAAAUACAUCCUCUCUAUCCUCUACAAGUCCUUCUCAUCGUGAUGCAUGCGGUUGCCAUACAGUCUACGCCACCUGUUUCAGUGCAGAUACAGAGGAUAAUUGUGGCUUUGAUGAUAAUCUCACUGUGUACGAGUUCUCCCGUCGAAACCAGAUCAGUAAACCACCUCAACCCACCCUGGUUCCCUCCCAUUCUAUCAUAUCUGCUCCAUCAUCAAAUGUCCUAUCGCUACUUAGAGAUUCACCUCGUCCCCUGUCAACGUCCUCAGAGCUCAGUCCACUCCUGAUCCCACCCAGGCCUCUCAAAUCUCUGCCUCUGGACUACGGCCCCAUAGAUAAUCCUCUCCGCACCCUGCAGGGCCGCCAUUAUGUUACCGGUCAAAAAGGUGCUGGGCUCAAAGACGGCUAUGCCUCUUUGCAGCAAGACAUUGAUGAACUUCUUUUGUUGUUGAAGAAAGGACCCUCCAAUAUAUACCCUUCUUGUCACAAGGGGCAGUGUGAAAAUGGCAAUGGCUUGAAUGGGCACUCACUUUCAGAGACAGAACGAUGCCUGGUUCAAGCCGAGGCACGGAGGCUGGCGUCGGGAUGCCAGAGGGCUACACGGGUAGGCUGGGCGCCUGAUGAUGCUCUUCUGUCGCUCGGUAACAGCUUUGGAGCGCUGGUGCAGCUGGCCUCCACUUGUAUGCGAGUUCCCUGUUCGGACUGCGGAGGUUGUCAUGGUGAUAUUGAUGCGGAUGAGGCCCUGGGGAAGCUUGAAGAGAUUGUGGACCUGUAUAAGGAGUUUGUGGCCGCUGUAGAAAUGGCGAGAGAGGGCGAGGGUGUCAGGCUGUUGGCCAAGCAGUGCACGGUUCUUAUUUCUACAGUCUUCUCACUCACUCAGCUAUUUAGGACACGGACGCCAGACAUAGACAAUGGAAAUGUACCUCUGAACUUUUAAACUUUACCUUCCGGCUCUAAAAUUGAAACUGGACCAUAUAGUGAGAGCAUUGAAUUGUACUUCAAAAGUAUCAAUGCUUUUUGGGCAUCUAAAAACUGAUCGUGUGCUGGCACACAAGAAUAAUAGCAAGUGCCAUGAGCAUACACAAUGUUAACAAACUGACUAGAGAGAACUAUUACACAUUAAUCUGUUUGUCUUGCCAAGUCUCCCUAUAAACGUACUUGAAUUAUGCAUUCAAACGUAGCUGUUUUCUAACUGUUCUUUAAUUCCUGAUGUAUGUACAGUCUGUAGUAUGUAUGUAUUUAUUUUUUAAAUACAGUAUAUGUGCACCGUGGUUUCUAACCUACUAUACCUGCAUUUUGUUUUGUGUUUUUAUUUUGUGUAUGUGAAUCCCUACCUCUUGCUCUAAUAACCAUGGAAACCAGAGAUAAACAGUGUUGAUAAACAAUGUUAUGUACCUUCAAUGAUUUAGUUGCUCUUUACAGAUUGAAUGGACAAAUCUUACAGACUUUUCUAAGGGCGCUUACACACAAGAGAAAGCAUCUGACAAAUAGGAAUGCAUAAGAUUCAUUUUGAAACGGUUAAAAGACCUGGGUCAGUUUGACAUCAAUCGGGAAUACAGUAAAUUAAAUUUCCGAAAGCACAACUAGACCCACUUCUCUGAAAUACUCAUUGUUCAAUGGAUGCCAAUAUCAGCAAAAGGUAGAACUUUUGGUUGCAUGACUAAAUGUCACUGUCGUAAAACUUUGCUUUUUUCCAUUAUGUUUUUGCGAUGCACAAUCCCCACUGAAAUCAAUAGAUUGGUAGCAUUCUCUAUGGUGCUGCAUUAAUUCUAGUGUGUAGGUGCCCUAACACAACAAUUUGUACAACCAAAUAGAUGCUGGGAACAACUUGGAGAACACUAAAUAACCCAAGUACUUAUGCAGUAACUUUUCACCAGACUUUACAAAGGACUUUCAUUUUGUCUGCGAUAUGUGUCUGUAGAAUGAGAGAAGAUGGUAAUAGAAGUGUGGACAUUUGGAAUUUUUUGUACCUGUACGUCACUGUGUCAAGUCUGGCAUUUGAUGUAAGUUUUUAUAUUGGCUGACUGUUAACCACAGAGAUCGGUGUGGUCCAAAGACGUAAUAGCACAAUUGGGGUGUGUUUACACAACAACAUUGUCACGAUGUAACUGUAGCACCCUGUAACUGACCCCAAUUAUAGCCAAACCACACAAUUUCUCACUUGUCCUUCAUUUUUGACUAUGCAAGUGUCACAAUUUGUAUUGGAAAUUAUCCACAUAUACUUACGUUUUCUACAUAUGAUCACUUUUUUUUUUUUGGUGGAUCACUUAUAAUAGAGGACUUCCCUGACAAGCUUAGGCUUUAUCUUUUAUCAUUUAUCUUGGAGGACCUUCAUGAAAGUUUGUUAAAUUGCACCAUAAUGCAAAUGCAGCAUAUUGUUUAUCAUAAUUUGCCUACUGUUUAUUUUAGAAAAAAAAAAAAAAGAAAAAAAUGUUUGGUUGAAAAGGUUUUUCCUUUCAAUUCUGUAAAUGGUGUUUAGCACCAAUUUUCUAAUACUCGGUGCUCUAUUCAUUAUUGUAAAUCACAUUUGAAUAGGACCCUAAAUAUACUCUACAUGAGUACUUGAAUAGAAGUGCUUCAUUUGAAUUCUGAAACGUGUCAACACAACGCUAACGCAAAGCAAGUGCUCAUUGCAUUCUUAGCGCUGCCACAAGGGGCACUGUAGAGGGCAUUAUUAUAAACUGUCUUCUUCUACUAUCAGUUUUCUCUAUCAGGUCAACUACUGUCAUAGUAGAUAAACAGUUUGAAGCAAAUCUUGCUGAGCAAGUUAAACUGUCAACAUGUUUAUUUUUGUAACCUGAAUUUGAAGGUAACUCUAUCGCCCCCUUGAGUACAGAGGUUUGUUACCAUCAGACCAAAGCAAGAAUGCACGUGAAGUAUAUAUAGUACAACAGAACUGCAUGCUUGCAAUGCAUUGGUCAAGCAUUCAUGGCAUACUUGCAUUGGGCAUGUUUCUGGCCUUAGAUUGCUAUUUUAGGACUUGGCUAUCAUGCAAAAAAUAUAUAUUUUUAUGGAUUGGAGGAGAUAAUCAAACAUCUGUACACUCAGUUUGGAACACUUGAGUUCUGGUGUUUGAGACCAGUGUUUUGCAUUUUCAGCAAUUGUCUGAAAAAUCGGACUCCUAGAUCAGGUUUCAAAAGGCAGACUCCGCUCAGAGCAUAUCAUUUAUUAAAUCGCCCAGAUCACCUGACCAACUAGAGGUCAAUAGAUAGAUGAUGACAUUAUCCUGUUUGGUUCUGAGUUAUUUGAAAUUAGAGAAGUGCUUCCAUAUGGCAGUAAUAUCACACAUAUAAGACACUUCCCCCACCAACACAUACACACACACACACACACACACAUACUGCCAGAUUGUGGUUAUCUAGUCAGCCAGAUGGCUAGUUUGACUCAAGAGAAAAUAAAUAAAGAUACAUUUAUAUACAAACAUAACCUGGGAAUUUGUGUAUGUAAUCUGUUAUUAUUCAUUUAUUUAGUAGCACACCAGAAAUUCUUACAUACAGACUCUUCGGAGGAGCGAUUGUCAUAUCAAACUACCAGAGAACAAACAUAUUUCUAUAUAUAAAACUUCCUGUAAAAUGAAGGUUCUGAGAAUGAGAUCAAAUGAACUGCCAUGUCGACUGUAGCAAAUACGAAGCAAAAAAUAAACUGCUUGAAUGGAUCAUAUGUAUUAAGGCAUAAUGGAUGCAGACAUUUGCAAUUUAAGUUGCACACAAUAAAAGCUUACUUGUUGUUGUAUGUGAAUAUGAAGGCAAAAUGGAUUAAAUGAGAAGGGACAAUGGAGAACGUUUUGCAUUCCCUCAACUGUGUUCAUGAAAAUAAAAGUUUGAUUUUGAAGACAAA
This is a messenger RNA of Myxocyprinus asiaticus (Chinese sucker), 8352 nucleotides long. It is a transcript of the gene frmpd1b, whose product is annotated as FERM and PDZ domain containing 1b. Lineage: Eukaryota; Metazoa; Chordata; Actinopteri; Cypriniformes; Catostomidae. The coding region runs from base 437 to 5452 and encodes 1671 amino acids. The transcript has 18 exons. The record is from RefSeq and is a predicted model, not a curated record. Gene Ontology annotation, molecular function: protein binding. Gene Ontology annotation, cellular component: cytoskeleton.